AUGACUGUGUCGCUCAAGGUCCAGGCCUCUCUGCUCCUGCACGAGACCUGUGGGAACCCCCGGUUCCGGGCUGCCGAGCGAGGGUCCGGACCUUUCGGCUCUCGACGACUAGUAAGGAUGCGCCCUGAGCGGUCAGCAUGCCUACAGGCCUGGUACCUCAUCCACGAGGGCCCGAGGAAUCUUGUGAAGGCCUUCUUUGCGUGCUUGCACAUGCGUGCCAAUGAGCGAGACCUGCCCAACGGCGUGCUCCCAGGACCUGCUGAUUCGACCGCCGACCAGCCAUCCCAAAGGGCUGGCUGGAUCUAG
Cryphonectria parasitica EP155 is the source of this 306-nucleotide messenger RNA. RefSeq lists its product as uncharacterized. The transcript is spliced from 3 exons. Lineage: Eukaryota; Fungi; Ascomycota; Sordariomycetes; Diaporthales; Cryphonectriaceae. The record is from RefSeq and is a predicted model, not a curated record. Bases 1 to 306 code for a protein of 101 amino acids.